AUGAGUUGCAGAUCAAGUAGUAAAGUCAGCUGUUUCUCAUCAUGGCUUCUGCCUGCCGCCGGUACGGCCAUGAUCGUUGCUCUCCUGGCCGUUAUGACCAUGAUGCCCAUACGGCCGUGCUCUGCGGUCCAUCACGCGGCACAACCAGCCGGAAGGCCCAACACAAAGCAGUACAUCGUGCAUCUAUCGUCGGUGCCGCCAGUGCUGUCGUACCGGGGGGGAGUAAACGGGCUGCAGGCCACAGCCACUGUCGACGAUGAGGAGGACGAGUAUGAGGACGAGGAAGACGUGGAUGACGUGGGUGAUGAGGAUUAUGGGGAGGAUGGCGAUGCUGUUGGUAAUGGCAAUGGGGGCAUCGGUGGAGUUGGCGGCAAUGGCACUGCACCAGGAUCAGCAGCAGCAUCAGGAGCAGCAGCAGGGGUAGCUGCAACAAUGGCAGCGGCAGAAUCAAAAGAGCAACUGAGAGGGUCAGAAUCUGUUGAGGAUGGCUUUGAUGCCGAUGUUCAGUUUGCUGCUGCAGCUGCUGCAGAGGCGGCGUUGGAGAUGGCAGGGGUGGCAGCAGCAGCAGCAGGUGGGGCAGGAAGAGGAUUGGGAGGAGUGGGAAGCGGAGGAGGAGGAAUCAGAGGAGCGGUGAAGGUGAGCGCACUGCCGUUUGGGCGAACCGGGGUGGAUGCGCUGGUGGAGAGGGUGGGUCAGCGGCUGAGAAAGAUGAAAUCGCGGUCUGUUGGGCGGCGCCUGCUGGCCCGCGUUGCUGCUGCUGCAGUGGCCGCAGCAGCAGAGGAAGCAGCAGCAGCAGCAGCUGGUGGUGGUGCAGGUGCAGCUGCUGCUGCUGUCACACAGCCAUUCCAAAACUCAUCCUUUUACCCGUCCACUGUUUCUGCUACUGUCAGCAGCGUUCCUAUCACUCCGUCAUCUGCAUCAUCAUCAGCAGCACCCCGAGAGGGUGGUGCCAGCUCAGCAUCAGCAUCAUCAUCAGCAGAAGCUGCGCCAGUCGGAGAGAAGGCACCGAUGGCAAGUGGAGCCACGUCAGCAGUGCUGACGGUGCAGCAGCUGAGUGCACGUGCGGCACGCAUCAUGCGCUCAACGCCGUGGGGCCGACUCACGCGACCCGACGUGCGGUUACCACACGUCCAGGACUUCACACGCUUCCUGGAAGCUUCUCACCGCAGCCUGCUGCAGUCGCUUAAGAUCCCAUCCUCAGCCAUUUUCCACAGGUGGGGAGGGGGGAUAGGGGGGAAGAGGGGUGGUGUGGGUGGCUACACCUAUCUGAUGAACAGCUUCGCAGCGCAGCUCACCGCUGCAGAGGUGAGGCGACUCAAAUUGCACCCAGCAGUGGCAGACGUGGAGAGAGACCGCACAGUGCGAGUGACCUCAGUGCACUCCCCCCAGUUCCUCAAGCUCGACUCGAGCCUGUGGCCGGCGAAUGGCGGGCAGAGCAACGCAGGAGAGGGAGUGAUCAUCGGACCCGAACACCCCUCCUUCUCCAACCCUGACAAAAACGGAGUGCCUUACUCUGCUGCCCCUGUGCGCUGGAGAGGCGUGUGCAGCACAACGGACGACUUCACAGCGUGCAACGGCAAGGUGGUUGGGGCGAGGUUUUUCCUGAAGGGUCUAGAGCAGGUGGAUCGCAAGUUGGAUACCGAAUAUGAUUACCGGUCACCACGGGACAUCACGCAGCAUGGCACGUGGUGUGCGGGAGCGGCUGCUGGAAACACAGGGGUGGAGGUGACAGUACGCGGCCGAACCUACGGCACAGCUUCGGGUAUGGCUCCGCGAGCCAGGCUGGCAGUAUACAAGGCAAUGUGGACCACUGUGAUGGCCGGAGGGGUAGGGGCGUUUUCUGACCUUGUUGCUGCUGCGGAGACUGCAGUAGCUGAUGGGGUGGACAUAUUAUCUUGCUCAUGGGGGGUCCUUCCUCCUAUGUACUUUCAAGAUCUUCCCUUCCUACGAGGACUCAAGGCCGGGGUGGUCACAGCCUUUGCCGCCGGCAACGACGGUCGGCCCAGCAGCAUGAGCUUGUUUGGCACUAUUUCUAGUCCCGCUCCCUUCUACCUCACAGUGGGAGCAAGCACCAUGGGGCGGGAAUACAAGGCCGUGCUCACCCUGGGCGAUGGAACCACUUUCAUAGGGCGCAGUCUUGGCGGCACUGCUGCCACGGCGUCAGAUCUGCCCCUCAUACGCGAAGUGUCAAUGGGGAUCGCUUGGGGGUGGCUGUCAAGAGAUAUAUCAACACUGCAAGCAGACCCACAGCAACGCUUUCCGCAUUCACCGCCUCCUAUUCCUCCAACGCCCCUCAGCUCGCUUUCUUCUCCUCCACCGGGCCCCCCCGAAGCCCACUCCUCCCUCCGGCGCUUCUGA
This is a messenger RNA of Closterium sp. NIES-65, 2358 nucleotides long. Lineage: Eukaryota; Viridiplantae; Streptophyta; Zygnematophyceae; Desmidiales; Closteriaceae. The record is from the annotation of a GenBank genome assembly.